Messenger RNA from Spodoptera litura, 1305 nucleotides. NCBI's taxonomy places the organism in Eukaryota, Metazoa, Arthropoda, Insecta, Lepidoptera, Noctuidae. The record is from RefSeq and is a predicted model, not a curated record.
UUUAUCUUCUUUCUCAUGGAUUUGACAGGCAGUCAACUUUUGUCUGGAAAAAAGUUAUCAUUUCAGAGGACAGUAAGUUUUAGUAGAAUAGCCACAUCAACAUUGCGUUGUUACGCCCCUUUCACCUUUUCUCACUCCGGAUCAGUCCGGCUUAAGCUCUCGGCGCGAACGCACCGGUCCCAACGUCUUGCGGUUUCCCGCCAAAAAAGAUGCCGCGGCCUAAGCAACAGACUAGAGAAGAAAGGUUGGAAAAAAGGAGGUUGUAUGAAAGAAGAAGAAAAGAGAGAAUUAAGAGCAAUGAAGUCUCACGCGAAGAGUUUUUGAGAAAAGACAGAGAAAGGUAUGCCAGAAAAAAAGCAGCGGGAUUAAUUGUUUCAAGGCAUCUAAUGACCCCUAAAAAAUUAAGAAUUCUAAGAAGAAAAAACAAAAUAAGUGCUGCUGCUUAUUACCAAAGAAAAAAAAAUAGAGCAGCUCCAGCUCCUAUAGCGGCUCGUGCUAACCCUCUGGAUGAGACAAUUGGGGAUCAAAGUGAUGGUCCUGGACUAAGCACUUCCUGUCACAGUUCCUUCUUGCCUACUUUACGGCGCAGCUUACGAUUGAACAGCAAUAGUAUUAGUACGAAUAUCCAAAUCCAACGUUCUAAUACUACAGAAGCUAGAAGCUUUCAUCGGGUAUACACAAGCAGUCCACGACAAACCCUGCUAUCAACGCAUCAAAAUUUUGUAAAUUUUGACUAUAGCAAUCCUGGUCCAAGGACUUCUCGUCAAGGGAAUCCAUCUUCGGCUCGGCGCUGCUUGCCGAUGAAUAGCGAUAGUACAAUUGGUUCCAAUAUUCAACAUCAUAUUGAUGACAAUGUAGUAACUGGCACUCAUUGUGUACAACCAAGUGGCGUACAACGAAUAACAUGUCCAUCAAAUCUAAGUAGUAUCGAGUCAACAUUAUGCCCCAACAGCCCUGUUUCAGACUCGUCAAUUACAUCUGUAGAAUUCAAGCGAGGACUUAAAGACAAAUUUCGAAAAUAUCAAAAAACUAAAACUAAGCUUACAGAAUUACAAAACAAAUUAUUACAGGUCACUAAGGAAAAAGAAAUGUUCAAAAAAAGGUGUAACAGACUACAAAGCAAUUAUAUGAUUUUGAAGAAAAGUACCCAAAAAGGAGAAAAACCAGCAGUAGAAGUCAUAAAACCUGAUAAAAAAAAAAAUCGAAUUCUCAGGAACCCUCCUGAGAAUUCGAAAUAACUUACAAAUGCAACCAUCAUAUUAAUCAGAAACUUUAAGCUUUCUAAUCGCGAUACGUUGAUUCUUU